AUGUUAUUUGUUUCUACCACCAAGCGUAUCCGGCUCCAAGAUGACGUUCAUCUCUAUGUCGAGCAGUCAUUCCCUUUACGGUCUCAAGACCAUUUAACUAUUAUCUUUCUUCACUUUUGGGGAGGUUCUUCCAAAACCUGGUCUCCCGUCCAUGAUUUAAUCGCACCAACCUUCCCAACUGUCCGGCUUGACUUCCGCGGAUGGGGUAACUCCAGUGGCCCCGCCAAUGAGACAGGGUACUCCAUCCUCCAACUCGCCCAAGACGUUGAACUAGUCAUUGAACAACUGGAACUGCAGAGAUGUAUCAUCGUCGGGCAUUCUAUGGGUGCAAAAGUAGCGCAAGCUGUUGCUGGUCGGAAGUGUGUUGAUGGGCUUGCAGGUUUAGUCCUGCUCUGUCCGGCGCCGCCAACACCAUUGAUCCUGCCUGAAGAGAUGCGCGACCAACAAAUCAGCGCCUACGAUAAUGCACGGAACGCCGAGUUUGUUGUCCGCAACGUUCUCACUGCAAAGCCCCUGCCCGACGUCACCAUGAAGAAAAUUGUGGGGGAUAUGUUGAAGGGAAAUCCGGCUGCUAGAGUAGCAUGGCCACGACAUGCCAUGAAUGAAGAUGUACGAGAGCUAGCCAAGGGGAUUUCCAUUCCGUCAAUUGUUAUCUCUGGAGGCAAAGAUCAAGUUGAACCGGUGGCUCGUGUCAAGUCUGAGGUCUCUGGUAACAUUUCCUUCGCCGAGUUCCAUGUACUGGAAGAAGCUGGACAUCUGGCCCUACUAGAGGCGCCGGAGGAAGUCGCGGAGAUCAUAAGUGACUUUGUGUCACGUCGUGUUUAG
Molecule: messenger RNA, 825 nt
Organism: Fusarium musae
Lineage: Eukaryota; Fungi; Ascomycota; Sordariomycetes; Hypocreales; Nectriaceae
Exons: 1
Coding region: 1-825 (274 amino acids)
Molecular function (GO): catalytic activity
Source: RefSeq, a predicted model, not a curated record